AGUGCGUACUGGCGUGGGCACUGGGCAAGUGGGCAGUCAGCACGCCCCUGUUCUCACUUCACAGGUCACAGUGGCGCGUGUGGAAAGCGCAGGUCACUCGGCGCGGGGAAACACAGGAAAAGGCUGCUGCAAUUGGCGCUGCCACCGAGGCCUCUCUCUUUCUCGGUUUCUCUCUCUCUCACGUGGUAUCUCCUCGGCCCUCUCGCCUGUCCUCGCACACCAGCGGUCCAGGAGUCCAGCCCUCCGCCCGCCCCCCUCCCCUCCACCUCCCCUCCCAGGCUCCCACCCCAAAUUCCCCCCUCCCACCCGUCGGUUCUGUAGCCCUCUACAUUUCUGGGUUUUGGGUCGUCUCCACGGGCUGGGUUUGGGGUCGGUCGGCGGCGGCGGCGGAGCUAGGAGUGGAGGCCUGAGAUAUACUCCAAGCGGGAGUCUGGGCGCUCUCUGCGGUCGGAGAGGCGCGGGUGAGAUCUACGAGGGCCGCUGCGUCGUUCUCGCAGGGCCGGCGGAAGACAUGGGUUUCCUCUCGGCGAAGCUGCUGCCGUCGUGCGAGAGCGUGUGCGUGUGCUGCCCCGCGCUGCGCCCGAGCUCGCGCCGCCCCGUCAAGCGCUACAAGAAGCUGCUCGCCGAGAUAUUCCCCAAGACGCCCGAUGGUGCUCCGAAUGAGAGGAAAAUAGUGAAGUUGUGCGAGUAUGCUGCGAAGAACCCAUUGCGCAUACCAAAGAUUGCCAAGUUUCUAGAGCAGAGGAGUCACAAGGAGCUGCGCUCUGCCCAUGUGAACUUCGUCAGAAUCAUCACUGAAGCUUACAGCAAGCUACUCUUCAUUUGUAAGGAGCAGAUGGCAUAUUUUGCCAUCAGCCUAGUGAAUGUCCUUACCGAGCUUCUAGAAAGCAAGCAGGAGAAUGUUCACAUCCUUGGCUGUCAAACUUUAGCAAACUUUAUUAACAGUCAGCAGGUAGACAACACAUAUGCACGCAAUAUUGAAAGCUUGGUGCACAAAGUAUGUGCACUUUCACGUCGACAAGGAGAGGAUCACAGGCUUCUUAGGGCCGCAAGCUUGCAGUGUCUGUCAGCAAUGAUCUGGUUCAUGAAGGAGCAUUCAUACAUAUUUGCUGAUUUUGAUGAGAUAGUGCAUUCAGUGCUGGAAAAUUAUAGGACAGAGGAAUCUAAUGGUGGUGGUGAUGACAGACAUGCAUUGCAGCAUAAUUGGGUUGAUGAAAUAGCAAGGUCUGAGGGUAGACCUGGUGUAGGUGGUGGUAAUGAUGUGAAUAUUAACACUACAACUAUUAGGUUGCGGCCAGCAAGAAAUUCGUCAGCUCUUACAAGGGAUGAACGUGACUCCCCAGAAGUAUGGUCACAUAUUUGUGUCCAAAAGCUUGCAGAACUGGCCAGAGAGAGUACAACCAUGCGUCGCAUUCUAGAUCCGAUGCUUUCAUACUUUGAUAUGAAGAAACAGUGGGCCCCACGACAUGGCUUGGCUUUGCUUGUUUUGUCUGAUAUGGCUUAUCUGGAAAAGAGUUCAGGCAAUGAACAGCUGAUUCUAACCACCAUCAUCCGGCACUUGGAUCACAAAAAUGUUUUACACGAUCCUCAGACAAAAUCAGAUAUUAUUCAGACAGCAACGUCCUUGGCACGACAACUUCGAUCUCGAGGAUUUGCUGUUGAACUUGUAGUGGCAGGUGACUUGUGCAAGCACUUAAGGAAAACACUUGAGGCCGUGGAAUCAGGCAAUGUUGAAGAUCAGAAUUUGAACGAACCCCUUCAGAUUGUCUUGGAGGACUGUCUUAUGGAAGUUGUUAGAGGAAUUAAUGACGUACGGCCACUCUAUGAUAUGAUGGCAAUCACAUUGGAGAAUUUGCCUUCUAUGCCAACUGUUGCCAGAGCAACCCUUGGAAGCUUGCUGAUCAUUUCACACAUAAUCUCGUUGACAUCAGUAUCUUCCAACAAUCUGAUGGUAUUUCCAGAAGCACUUCUCCAGCAGAUACUGAAGUCCAUGUUACAUACUGAUAUUGAUACUCGUGUGGGAGCACACCACAUGUUUUCUGCUAUUAUUGUCCGAGGGCCAAGCCAUCUGCGGAGUGAAUCAGAGUACCUAUAUGAAACAAAAAAGCAGUCUCGGAAUACAUCUGUAUUUGCUUCAGCUACUGCUCUACUGGAGAAGUUAAGGAGAGAAAAGGAGAGUUUGAGUUCAGAUAAGCCUCGAAAUAUCAUGCAUGAUGAUGUGAAGGAAAUGAACAUGCAUGAAGAGGAUAAACGAAAAAACCCAGCUUAUUUCUCUAAGCUGGUUUCCUCUUUCAUUGAAAGAUGUGCAACACGAAGUUCUGUAGAGGAGACCAAUAUUGCCAUGCUAACUGAAGAUCAAACCAACCAAUUGCUGUCUUCAUUCUGGAUUCAGGCAAAUCAAACAGAUAAUACCCCUUUUAAUUAUGAGGCUAUUGGACAUUCAUACAGCCUAACAGUUCUUUCUUCCCGCCUUAAGAAUUCAAGCAAUGGCAAUAUCAUUCAGUUUUUCCAAUUGCCAUUAUCUCUUCGAAGUGUUGCUUUAACCCCGAGUGAAGUUCUGCCGGCUUAUUGCCAACGGUCUAUUUUUACAUUAGCAAUGAGUAUGCUGGCCUUUGCUGGAAAAGUUUGUCACGUCGCUGAACUGUCGGACUUGCUAAGGUGUUUUUCAUCUUCCAAAAUUGACCCUUACCUAAGAAUAGGUGAAGACUUGCAACUCUAUGUAAGGUUGCAAUCGGAUCUAGGCAGCUAUGGUUCUGAAAGUGAUCAAGAGAUUGCCAAAUCCAUGCUUUCUGACUGCAGGACAAAAGUAGGGAUUAACGAUCAUCGAGUGCUUGAUGUUAUUGCCUCUGCACUUUCUAAUUUCAUUGAGAUGGGCAAGGAUGUAAUAGUGAAGGAGCUGACUGAGUUGUUCACGCCUGAAGAGAUGCCUCUGUUUGGGUCGAAUUCAGCACUUGACUGGGCCAACUUCAAUGCACAAGCAUUUUCUGAUGAAUCCCUUUCUUUUGAUGAGGAAUGUUCAAGAACCUCUUCAGUAGAUUGUGGCUUGCACGAGUCACCAAUCACCAACACUGCUAGCUCUAUCUCAAAGAUUACUCUACCACAGUCUGUUCCACAUGUUUUAGGUGUCGGUCAAUUGUUGGAAUCAGCACUACAUGUGGCUGGCCAGGUUGCAGGUGCAUCUGUUUCAACCUCACCUCUUCCAUAUGGUACAAUGACUAGUCAAUGUGAAGCCCUUGGAUUGGGCACCAGGAAGAAGCUAUCGAGCUGGCUUGUCAAUGGACACGAAUCAACCCCGGACAAUCCUAUGCCAAGCCUUCCCACUGCCCAUCAUUCCAUCAUUCCCAAGGUAAACCCUGCCACGUUCCGCACAUCAUCUGAAUCAUGUUCUGCAGUAAAGCUCCCACCUGCCAGCCCCUUCGAUAACUUCCUGAAGGCUGCCUAUCGCACCCAGCCCGAGCUGUGAUCGAUUUACCUAAGAACAACCCUCUUCACGAGUGCUAGGCUGCAGUACCAAAGCAUAGGGUACUAGAUUAUCUAAAGGAACUUAUCUAUGACGUUGUUUUAGUUGUAGUAGCGUAACUAUGUGUAUCUAUCUACUAGAUGUCUGUAACGUUUGCAUAUGUAUCAUCUUACGACUGUGCCUCUGUAGUUGUAAGCCGCGAGUUCUGUGUCGCAUGUUCAGACUGAGUUGUAUGAGAAUACUGAGUAUGCUUGGCACUCCUGUAUACAGUAUGCUUGCCAAAACGUUUCUUCCGAGGUCAUCCUUUUA
Messenger RNA from Zea mays, 3769 nucleotides. RefSeq lists its product as uncharacterized. The transcript has 19 exons. NCBI's taxonomy places the organism in Eukaryota, Viridiplantae, Streptophyta, Magnoliopsida, Poales, Poaceae. The record is from RefSeq and is a predicted model, not a curated record. Bases 512 to 3463 code for a protein of 983 amino acids.